Molecule: messenger RNA, 333 nt
Organism: Penicillium argentinense
Lineage: Eukaryota; Fungi; Ascomycota; Eurotiomycetes; Eurotiales; Aspergillaceae
Product: tetratricopeptide repeat protein
Exons: 2
Coding region: 1-333 (110 amino acids)
Biological process (GO): microtubule-based movement
Cellular component (GO): cytoplasm; kinesin complex; membrane-bounded organelle
Molecular function (GO): kinesin binding
Source: RefSeq, a predicted model, not a curated record
AUGCCCAAUAUCGCAUGGACAAGCUCCAAACAGGGUCGAUAUAGGGAAGCAGAAAUGCUUCAAACCCAGGUCCUGGAAACUCGCAAGAAAAUAUUAGGCGAACAAAGUCUCGACACACUCUACAGUACACAUGAACCCACGCUCUCUAGAGCAACUUGGGAUGCAAGUCAUGGAAAUGAGCAAGAAAAAAUUGGAGCAGGCCAUCCUCGAACAUCGAUGAUCAUGGGCUACCUUGCCUCAGCAAUCCGGAGCCAAGGGUGGUACACCGAGGCAGAGCAACUUAUGAAGCAGGUUACGGAAAAGAGCGAGCAAGGCAAAUUUUGGGGCAGAUGA